UGAAUCACGGUCACAUCAUUAUUUCUCAAAUGCGUCUAUGUUUCUAUCCAUUGAUUUUUAGCGGGUCUUAUAGUUGUGACAAAUAUAAUGCCAAUUAUUGCUAUAAUUCUAGUUGUUUGUUUUAUUGGACGUCUUAUUGUCUACUUUUGGAAGCGUGAGCCGAAAGGCGAAAAUGGCAAAAAGGAUGCAAAAGAAUUUGGCUGCAGUCUUGGCGACCUUCGCGGACUCAUGGAGGCUCGCGGAGCUGAGGCGAUAGUUCGGCUGUCCACAGAACACGAAGGCGUCGAGGGAUUGUGCAAGAAAUUGAAGACUGACUCGUUGGUUGGUCUCAAUGGUGAACAAGCAGAUCUCGAUCGACGACGACAUGUCUACGGAGCCAAUACUAUUCCACCAGCCAAAAGUAAAGGAUUCGUGCGGCUCGUUUUGGAUGCAUGCAAGGACCCGACUCUUGUUAUCCUGGUACUUUCCGGCUUCAUCAAUUUAGCUCUAUCAUUCUACGAACCGACAUCGGCGGCCGAAGACGCAACUCAACACCUUGUCAACGCGACGACGGCGGCAAUUCUUGCCAAUGGAACCUUUAUGUCAACCACCGAAGCACCAUCUGAAGGUCAUGGAACUGCAUGGAUUGAAGGAGUUGCUAUUCUUCUCUGUGUUAUUGUCGUCGUGCUGGUCACCGCUGUCAACGAUUAUUCGAAAGAACGACAGUUUAGAAGUUUGCAGGAAAAGAUUGAAACUGGCCAAAAGUUCUCUGUUAUUCGUAAUGGGGAGGCUAUUGAUGUCCCCGUCUCUGAUCUGGUAGUCGGUGACAUUGCACGUGUCAAAUAUGGUGAUCUUCUUCCUGCCGAUGGAUUUUUGAUUCAGAGUAAUGAUUUGAAGAUCGAUGAAUCAUCCCUCACUGGAGAAUCAGAUCACAUCAAAAAGAGCAUUGAAUCCGAUCCAGUUCUCCUUUCGGGAACAUAUGCUAUGGAAGGUUCCGGAAAAAUGCUCAUCACUGCCGUAGGAGUCAACUCACAAACUGGUAUUAUCAUGACUCUUCUCGGGGCUGGAAAAGCUGGAAUCGGAGAUGAUGACUCUACAUCAACAUCUUCAAGUUCUUCUUCAUCAUCUAGUUCAUCCGGAAGUUCGUCUAACGGAAGCUCUGACAGCUCAAAAUCUGGCGAUGACGACUUGACAGCCAAAUCAGUUCUGCAAGCUAAACUUUCCAAGUUGGCCCUUCAAAUCAUCUAUUGUGGAACUACAAUUGCCAUCAUUGCACUUAUCGUCUUGGUCACUCGAUUCUGUCUUGACCACUAUGUUUUUGAAAAGAACGAGUUCUCACUGGUCGAUAUUCAAAUGUUCGUCAAGUUCUUCAUUAUUGCUGUUACCAUCUUGGUCAUUUCCAUACCUGAAGGUCUUCCAUUAGCUAUUGCUCUUGCUCUUACUUACUCUGUCAGAAAAAUGAUGCACGAUAACAACUUGGUCCGUCACUUGGAUGCAUGUGAGACUAUGGGAAAUGCUACUUCAAUUUGCUCUGACAAAACUGGAACUCUCACUACCAACCGAAUGACUGUUGUUCAAUCAUACAUCAACGGAAACCAUUACACCAGUCAAGAAGCUCAACCACAUGGAGCCAACCUUCCAGGAAGCACUGGCCCAAUUCUUAUGGAGGCUAUCUCAGUCAACUGUGCCUAUAACUCAAUGAUUGUGGAGCCAACAAAAGCUGGAGAGCAAAUUCAGCAACUUGGAAACAAGACCGAAUGUGGUCUUCUAGGAUUUGUAAACCGUCUUGGAGGUGACUAUGCUGCCAUCAGAAAGAAGUUCCCAGAACAUGACCUCACCAAGGUCUACACUUUCAACUCUUCUCGUAAAUGCAUGAUGACUGUUGUGCCAUAUGCCGAGAAUGGCCAGAAUAUCGGAUACCGUGUCUAUUGCAAAGGAGCCUCUGAGAUUGUGCUCGGCAGAUGUACAUACUUGAUCGGUUCUGACGGAAAGCCACAUCAGCUUACUGGUGAUCGAUUGAAGGAGAUUACAUCUACUAUCAUUCAUGAGAUGGCUAACAGUGGUCUGAGAACUAUCUGUGUUGCUUAUAAGACAAUCAUCAAGAAGGGAACAAGAGAUGUGGAGAAGACUGAGAUCGAAUUCGCCGAAGACUCUGAUAUCGAUUGGGAUGACGAGGAUGCCAUGUACCAAAACUUCACCGGAAUUGCUAUUUGCGGAAUUCAAGAUCCAGUUCGACCAGAGGUACCAGUCGCAAUUUCAAAAUGCAAAAAAGCUGGAAUCACUGUAAGAAUGGUUACUGGUGAUAACAUCAUGACCGCCAGAGCAAUUGCAAUGUCCUGUAAAAUCUUGGAACCCGGAGAGGACUUUCUGGCUCUUGAAGGAAAGGAAUUCAAUGAGAGAAUCCGCGACGAAAAUGGAAAAGUCUCUCAGGCAAAACUUGAUGAAAUCUGGCCACGUCUUCGUGUGUUGGCUCGUGCUCAACCUGCUGAUAAGUACACUCUUGUUAAGGGAAUUAUCGACUCAAAAGCUACUCCACAAAGAGAAAUUGUUGCUGUAACUGGAGAUGGUACAAAUGAUGGUCCAGCUUUGAAGAAGGCUGAUGUUGGAUUCGCUAUGGGAAUUGCUGGAACUGACGUUGCAAAGGAAGCUUCUGAUAUUAUUUUGACUGAUGAUAAUUUCACUUCAAUUGUUAAAGCAGUUAUGUGGGGAAGAAAUGUGUACGAUUCCAUCUCCAAGUUCUUGCAAUUCCAACUCACUGUCAAUGUCGUCGCUGUCAUCACUGCCUUCGUUGGAGCUGUCACAGUGUCUGAUUCACCAUUGAAGGCAGUUCACAUGCUUUGGAUUAAUCUUAUCAUGGACACUCUUGCUUCAUUGGCCCUCGCAACUGAACAGCCAACUGAUGAACUACUCGAAAGAAAACCAUACGGUCGCAAGAAGUCGCUCAUCUCAAGAACAAUGGUCAAGAAUAUUCUUUGUCAUGCUCUUUACCAACUUAUCAUUAUCUUUGUCAUCUUCUUCUACGGAGACACCAUCUUUGGAAUCAAGACAGGACUCUAUGCACCACUCUUCGCUCCACCAUCACAACAUUUCACUUUGGUUUUCAAUGCAUUCGUUAUGAUGACUGUCUUCAAUGAGAUCAAUGCUCGUAAGGUUCACGGAGAGCGUAACGUGUUUAAAGGAUUGGCAUCUAACCGAGUUUUCUGUGUCAUUUGGGUUACAACAUUCAUUGCUCAAAUCAUUAUUGUUCAAUUCGGAGGUGCCUGGUUCUCAACUGCUCCACUUACGCUUCAACAAUGGAUUGUAUGCCUCGUUCUUGGAUUCUCAACUCUUAUCUGGGGACAAAUUGUGGCAACUAUCCCAUCAAAGAAGCUACCAAAGGCCUGGAAAGUUGGAAAGGGAGAAGUUCAACCAGCCAAUCUUCACAUCAAUGGAGACUACAAUGUCCGUGCUCGUUCCCGUGCGGUUACUCUUCGCAGAUCUGGAAAGUCACUCUGGGUUAGAGGAAUGUUCAUUAUUGGAAACCAUCUCCGCGUUCUUCGUGCUUUCGGAAUGGAAAAGAGUGAAAAGGCUGCCUUCGGACGUACUGCUCCAGCAAUGACGGCUGAAGCUGCUGAACGCUGGCGUGCCAGUUACCGCAAGUACCGUCACCAGAAACAUCAAGAGAAGAAAGCCACCGCGGAAACUGCUGAAUCUGUGAAAUCUGCCGACUGGGCCAAGGAACAGAAGGAAAAGAAGAAGACGUUCAAACAGAUCAAACAGGUUGCACGUGGAAAGAGUCUUGACAAGGAUUCUAAGAAGCAUCACAAGAAGAGGAAGGAUCAGACAAAUGUCGAUAUGGAAGACAUUGAACUCAAUUAGAUUACCUCGUAGUUUUGUAGACAUCAUCAUUAUCAUCCACCUCUAGAUGCUUUCAUUGGCUCCCGCUCGUCAGCUUCUAACCUAUAUCUCCACCCCCAUCACUUUAAAACUUUUCUUAAUACUGAAACAGAAAACAUUUCUCCCUCAAAUUGUGCUGUAAAAUGUGUGUAAAAGCGUGUAGAAACAUGACCAAACAUAUCCUCCAAAUGUUUUUCUCUGGGUCUUCUAUCCGGUUUUUUGAUAACUGGAUGGAAAAUCGUAGAAGCUAUUUGUCUCAUAUUCCAUUGUUUAUAUAUUCGAAUGCGUUUUCAUUUUUUGUUGUUAUAGCAUCUAAAAGUAAAACUUUAUCGUUUCGAUGAGCCCCCAUCAAUUUUCUUGCAAAACAUUUAGCGCUUCAGCUAAAGGUGCAGCUCCUCUUUCAUUUCCACUCUAAUUACCCCCCGCUUUUUCUUAACUUUCAGACAUUUUCACUUUCUCUCUCUCGUGACCACAGUUGUAUAAUUUAUCUCUCUGUGUCUCUGCUCUCUCACACUCACUCAAACUUAUGAAAAAAUGACGUAUAGGGUAUAUAUACCCCAUGAACAACAGGCGAAAAUAAAAUGAAUUCAAUUGAU
Molecule: messenger RNA, 4451 nt
Organism: Caenorhabditis elegans
Lineage: Eukaryota; Metazoa; Nematoda; Chromadorea; Rhabditida; Rhabditidae
Gene: mca-1
Product: Plasma membrane calcium-transporting ATPase mca-1
Exons: 10
Coding region: 88-3837 (1249 amino acids)
Biological process (GO): calcium ion transmembrane transport
Cellular component (GO): membrane; plasma membrane
Molecular function (GO): ATP binding; ATP hydrolysis activity; nucleotide binding
Source: RefSeq, marked reviewed